AUGGAGCCUGCUACUCAAGGAACCGGACAGCAGGGCCGGCAGCAGCAACCUGUGUAUGACAUCAGGAACGGUGGCCACUAUGCGGCCAAAUUGAAGCGCGCCUGUCGGGCGCGUGUCGUUUCACGGGUUCCGCUGUCGCACUUUCAUGUGGAGCUUUCAUUGACAGACUCGCAGGUGCAAGUGCAACGCUCUCCGCCCAAGGAUAUGCCCCUGUUGCUGAGUUGUACACUGGUGAAUCAAGGUCUCCAAGGCACGGCCCGCGAUAUCCUGACGACCUACUGGCAGCACGUUAUCAACCAUUUGGAAUCAGACAAUCACGAUUAUAAGAUUCAUCAGUUGCCGCUUGCCCGGAUCAAGAAAGUGAUGAAAGCGGACCCGGAGGUCAAGAUGAUUUCCGCAGAGGCCCCAAUUCUCUUUGCCAAGGGUUGCGAUAUCUUCAUCACCGAGCUGACGAUGCGCGCAUGGAUUCACGCUGAAGAUAACAAGCGCCGUACCCUGCAGCGCUCUGACAUUGCUGCGGCUCUUUCAAAGUCGGACAUGUUCGACUUCCUGAUCGAUAUCACCGCUGGAACGGCCCCAGGACCUUCCGCUACGCCUGGCCAGAUGCCCACCCAACAUGGAGUUCAACCACAUAUGGGUCCUGCAGAUUAUGGCUCCCUUGGACAGCAUGGUCUCCCACAGGAACAGGAAUAUCGUCCCCAGCCCGCCAUGUACCCAGGCGCGGUUCAAUCAGACCCGACGGCCUCAUACGGCCAACCCCCAAACCAAAUGUUCGAGGGCAUGUACGCCUAUCCCCAUCUUCCCCCUCAGCAGUGA
Messenger RNA from Penicillium maclennaniae, 816 nucleotides. It is a transcript of the gene hapE, whose product is annotated as CCAAT-binding factor complex subunit HapE. The record is from RefSeq and is a predicted model, not a curated record. NCBI's taxonomy places the organism in Eukaryota, Fungi, Ascomycota, Eurotiomycetes, Eurotiales, Aspergillaceae. Gene Ontology annotation, biological process: regulation of DNA-templated transcription. Gene Ontology annotation, cellular component: nucleus; CCAAT-binding factor complex. Bases 1 to 816 code for a protein of 271 amino acids. The transcript is spliced from 6 exons. Gene Ontology annotation, molecular function: protein heterodimerization activity; DNA-binding transcription activator activity, RNA polymerase II-specific; DNA binding.